Molecule: messenger RNA, 1252 nt
Organism: Camelina sativa (false flax)
Lineage: Eukaryota; Viridiplantae; Streptophyta; Magnoliopsida; Brassicales; Brassicaceae
Source: RefSeq, a predicted model, not a curated record
AUGGAGAAAGGUUUAAAGUGGUCUUGUGUUGCGGUGGUGGUUGCAUUCUUAGCCAUGGUUGACGUCUCUGUUUCAGUUCCGUUCAUAAUGCUUCAUGGAAUCAUAGCUGGAUGUUCUGAUAAUACAAAUGCUAACUUCACAUUGCUUCUCCAUAACCUCUCUGGCUCACCUGGCUUUUGCGUAGAAAUUGGCAAUGGAGUAUUCACUUCAAUGUUCAUGCCACUUGCACAUCAAGCAGAAAUAGCAUGUGAAAAAGUGAAGCAAAUGAAAGAAUUGAGUAAAGGAUACAACAUUGUUGCAAGAUCUCAGGGGAACCUGGUGGCUCGAGGCUUGAUCGAGUUCUGCGACGGUGGGCCUCCUGUUUACAACUAUAUAUCUUUGGCUGGUCCUCAUGCUGGCAUUUCUUUUAUUCCUAUGUGUAAUUCCAGUCCAUAUUGUAAGAAGUUUGAUGAGAUUAUCAAGAGAGGUCUCUAUAGCGACUUCGCUCAAGAUCAUCUUGCUCCUAGUGGUUAUUUCAAAAUCCCUACGGAUAUGACAAAGUACUUGGAAAGCUCUAAGUAUCUACCUAGGCUUAACAAUGGGUCACCAAACCAAAGAAACUCAACUUACAAAAAGCGUUUUGCCAGUUUACACAACCUGGUUCUUGUCAAGGUUUGGUCUCUUCACAACCAUGACUACUUUUCAACUUGUAUCUGUUGUUUCCCCUCUUCACCAUUCUGUUUUGCUUUACAGUUUCAAGACGACCAGGUUAUUGUUCCAAAUGAGUCAACUUGGUUCGGGUUUUACCCGGAUGGUGACUUGGAAAAUGUUCUCCCUGCUUAACAGACAAAGCUCUAUACAGAGGAUUGGAUCGGUCUGAAAACACUAGAUGUUGCUGGAAAAGUGAAGUUUGUGAGUGUCCCCGGUAGACACCUCAAAAUAGCGGAUCAAGAUGUAGUCACACACGUGGUACCGUAUCUACAGAACCAACCGCACAAAGACGCAACCACAAGACCGAGGAGCCCUUGCAUCCUUAAGAAUAGAAAAUACCUCAAUUGCUAUACUAAUUUAUCCAAUAUCGAAAAAGCUUAAUGUUGAUUCUUGUACAACAAGAAUCCUUAUUCUUAACCUAUCUGAAUUAAUCAAAUCAAUCAGUAGAGAAACGACGCAUGAGAUCUUCAUCACCAGUUUUCUUCAACGCUUCAAUGAUUUUCUCAACAUGAGAAACUCUUAAUCUCAAUUUCUUAUCGAGCAUGGAUUUGGCGAGCUUGGC